Suillus fuscotomentosus is the source of this 417-nucleotide messenger RNA. RefSeq lists its product as uncharacterized. Gene Ontology annotation, molecular function: GTP binding. The transcript is spliced from 2 exons. The annotation marks the transcript as partial. The record is from RefSeq and is a predicted model, not a curated record. Lineage: Eukaryota; Fungi; Basidiomycota; Agaricomycetes; Boletales; Suillaceae.
AAUGUUGUCAUUUAUAGACAAACAGGCGCUGGUAAAAGUUCCUUGAUCAACUUGAUUGCCAGGACGCAGAAGGUGCCAACAUCUGACGCCGAGGGAUGCUUCACAGAGUUCGUGCUAUUCCUCCUGCAAGGUAGACUAUCCCAUCGACUUCAACGGGUGUUCGAUACCAUUGGCAUUGAGGAAUCGGGUCUUGAAAAGAAAAGAUACCAUGCGGCAGUCGCAAACGCCUAUAGAUUCGUCAAGACGUUGGAUGCGGAAGAUGGUGUUGACCUGCUUCUGUUCUGCGUUCGCGCCUGCCGAAUCACCACUGCGCUUAGAGAAAUCACAGAUUCUCUCAUGGAUUCCUCUCACAAGAAGGUUCCCAUCGUUAUAGCAGCUACGAACCUCGAGCAGAGGAUGGAGGACUGGUGGAAGUGA